GAGCAGUAACUGUUUUUCGUUUGUGGACAACUUGGAAUUUAUUCGAAACGAAGUUCAACAUCACGUAAUUCAUUAAAGUGUACUGAAUUAAGUACAUCUAAGCUCUUACUUGUUAUGGUGUUUGAGUUAAGAAAGUUUCUCUUGAUUUUUUUUCUGAUUUUAACUUGUUAGAACUGUAAAUUUCUAAUGCUUUUAGAGCUUAACGAUCUUUUCAAAGCAGAGCCGGCUUUGUCGCGUCAGAAAAAAAAGUAAUUCGCUGUGAAAACUGGAAUAACUAAACAGAUUUUAUUAUUUUUGGACUUACUUUUUGAAAUAAUUGCGUUUGGCGUACGAUGAACGGAUUUGACCAGAUACCGUUCCAGAUUUUCUAAGAAUUCGGCUGCGAUGGUUUGCAACGCGUUUCAGCACAGUCGGAAAGUGCAACAACUUUGGACUCGAAAUAGAGGUGUCAUUCCGGAAUUCACUUGUCUACACUCGGUUUCGGUGGAUCCCGCGACAAAUAUAGAGUGAAUGCAACAGCAGCAGAAGUCGGUGUCUCAUUCUAGCCAUCAAUCGCGGAACUAGAUCCGACACGAGGAGGCUGCUGCAGGGACUGCAGGGAAAAACUGGAAAAAGGGGCAUCUUCUGCCCAGAGAUAUAAUCCAUCCGAGGGACAGAGUACGCAUACGCACAAGAUCGAAGCGAUAUGGAGGUGGACUACGAUAAAAUCUAUCUGAACAAGUUGCCGAUUACGGCGGCAACUGGGGACAGUGCCUGGAAUCACUACGCCCUGGUCGAGAGCAGCUGGGGCGAGCGGAAGAUUCUGCUGAAGAUUAUCGUGUUCAGUCCGAUCUACAACACUCCGUUGAGCUUUCUCAGUGAGAUCGACCAUGAAGUUCUGCAGCAGACGGCGAUACGGCUCGAGCGAACUCGGGAGGAGUUCCUGGCCGAAACGCGGAUUGCGCUGUGCACGGACGGAGGCGCCCCCGGGUUCAGCUACUCAGUCGAAGACAACAACUUUGUCUGGCGUAAGAUGGGCGGCCCACUGACGGUCACGUUCGGAUCGGUGAUCCUACUGCGAUCGCCGUGCCUACUGUCGGACGUCCUGCAGAACUCCAUCAACGUCCAGAGCCAUCUUCGAAGCGUUGUUCAGCAGCGCAAUCAAAUCUUGCUCGAGCUAAAAGAGGAGCACGAAGAACUGCUGGAAUUCCAGCGCCAGCAGGAGGAGGACAACCGCUUGUACGAGAUUGAACUCAUCACCAAGUGCAUCAGCAUCCUGAACGAAAAGAAAGAGGUCAUCAACAUGAUGAAGAAGCAACUAGCGGAUGACGAGGGCGAUGACCAAGACGACAGUAUCAUCGCCGGUCCGGCACCGACCGCAGCAGCUCCGACCUCCGCGGGUCAGGACGGAUCGGACUCCGUUGGUCGUAUCGAGUUUAGCGAUUCGGACGCUUUCGACAGCCCACUGCACGACCAGGACCAGGAGCUGGAGCAUCAGCUGCCCAAGCGGACCAAACUGCAGCAGUUGAUGGCGGCCACGACGACAACGACUCCGAGAAGUUCGGCGACGACGACUAGAAACGAGACAGGAGGCGAAUCUGCCGCCGACGUUUACAACAAGGACACCGAGGAGCUGCUGCAGAACAUGUAAACCGGAUGAACCGACCUUUACUCGUGCAAUUUAACGUACUUUUCGUAACUUAUCGCUAGUUCUGUAAGUUAGUGCAAGCUAUUUAUUUACACUUCUUCUGUAAACGGUACCUUAAUUAUUUUCCCUUUCAAAACGAGCAUUUAUCAAGAAGAACCCAUUAAAUUUUCAUGCGCGGACGGACGGACGGAAGUUUUGAGCAGAGUGAGAGUGUGUGUUGAGCGCCGUCGUCUCCAUUCAACUGUAACAUGUGUCAUAUUAAUAUCAACUGCGCGCACGCUACGCGUGCUUUAGUGAGUAAGAGAGGCAUUUUUUGUAAGUGUUUUUGGAUUUGAGAAUAAAAGUAACAUUUGAAAGGUAAAAUUAAGUACACUCCCUUUCCCGUGGUCCGAAACAGCUAUCAAGGUCAAAUUAAGAGAACCGCGACACGAGUCCAUUUUUGCCUCUUUAGGUCCAAUACUCAACCCCCGGUGGUUGGUCAACUUUGACCAGUAGGUCCAAAAUAGGGACAUCUACCCAAGUUUCAAGUAAUUUGACUGGCUCAGACCAGCUUCAACGUUUAUUGAAUUAUUCUGUAGCAUAGUGAGCGUUUGGUACGGUAUGUCCACGCAUCCUUCCAUCCCUGCAGAUUCUGUGAAAUGUGAUCCGUUCACAGAAUCCUCUCUGCGGUAAACACAACGCAGUAGGGCUGGCCGCUUAAAUUUUUGUAUUACAUUUU
This is a messenger RNA of Culex pipiens pallens (northern house mosquito), 2345 nucleotides long. RefSeq lists its product as uncharacterized. The record is from RefSeq and is a predicted model, not a curated record. Gene Ontology annotation, biological process: positive regulation of ligase activity; response to X-ray; double-strand break repair via nonhomologous end joining. Gene Ontology annotation, cellular component: DNA-dependent protein kinase-DNA ligase 4 complex; DNA ligase IV complex; nucleus. The coding region runs from base 686 to 1630 and encodes 314 amino acids. The transcript has 3 exons. Gene Ontology annotation, molecular function: DNA binding. Lineage: Eukaryota; Metazoa; Arthropoda; Insecta; Diptera; Culicidae.